GCAGUCAAGGAUCUGGGCCAUCUCUCUUGGUCAGGUAAGAGAUAAUUCGUUUUUUCAGUUACAAAAGAGAAAGUGAAACAAAGCCACUUUAAUCGCGACAGAUCACAAAACCAGAAUUUAAAAGAUAACAGUCACAGUUUUUGCCACCGUUUUCAAGUCAUUUUUUAGAUGACAAUAACCACACACUUGCUACAUUGAAAUUAUGCCAUACUGGCGGAAAAUGCGCUGGCAUAAUAAGACCAGAGGGGUGGAGUGGGGAAAGAAACUCAAGGAACUACAUCGCAGCUGAUAUUCGACCAGUUUUGCCUGCGUUCCUGGACUUUUUUCACAGUCUAAGUAUCUUAUAGAUUUUAUCUUGCGGAGGAGGAAGCAAUUUGGCUUUUUUUUCUUCACUUAAGAGAAUUCCCCAUGUUUCAUGGUAAAUCAAUCUUCAUGUAAUAUGUGAACUGGACUGGACUAUUUAAUAGAAGAAUUCACUCAGGUGUUUGCUGCUUCAUUGGUCUUACCGAGAUUAUUACAACCGUGAUGAUACACACAUACUUUAUUAUAAAAUUACUUUAACAUGGUGUCCGUAGUCAAUUAUUUGUAGAUAUAUCAUAUUAUUACAAAUCAUGACAGAAAAAAAAAAUCAAAGACGCUAUGACUGAUGUACACCUGUAAGAGUUCCUCGUUGUAUGUUGAUGAUUUUUUUGUUUUUGCUCCUAGGAGGACCGUCCGCUGCCAGAUUUGCUGGAAACCAGCUCGUUAACUUACUAAGUCUCCUGAAUGAUCCUAAUGAGCCUACUGUUCUAAAAAUGGUAGGAAAUCAGACAUAUAUACCCCUUAGAGGAGAGUGGAUUUACAUACUUUAUCUGUUAACUGCGGCACACUUGUACAACAUUGCAAACCUACACAUUUCAAAGAGGAGCUAGUUUUUCAAACUGACGGUCUAUUAAACUCUAAGAAUUAGUUGAUUUUUAAGCAUUUGCUAUUUGGUCAUACACAUAUAUACUAAUGAUGAUUUAGUACUGCACGAUAAGUAAUUAUAAAAUGGUUUAAGUAGUCGCUUUUACAUUUGAAAAAGACUAUCCACGCUGUUUUGCUAAUUAUGUCAUAUCUAAAUAUCCAUUUAGUUUACAGUUCAAGCAAUCAGUGAAAUUUGCUGCGCCAACAAGGAAAAUCAAGAUAAAGCGAGGUAUGAUAAAUUCAUUAUAUUAUUAUAUUAUUAUGAAGUAUCUGCGACUGGCCAAUGAUGCGNUUGCAACCGUGAUGAUACACACAUACUUUAUUAUAAAAUUACUUUAACAUGGUGUCCGUAGUCAAUUAUUGGUAGAUUUAUCAUAUUACUACAAAUCAUGACAGAAAAAAAAAAAUCAAAGAGGCUAUGACUGAUGUACACCUGUAAGAGUUCCUCGUUGUAUGUUGAUGAUUUUUUUGUUUUUGCUCCUAGGAGGACCGUCCGCUGCCAGAUUUGCUGGAAACCAGCUCGUUAACUUACUAAGUCGCCUGAAUGAUCCUAAUGAGCCUACUGUUCUAAAAAUGGUAGGAAAUCAGUAAUACCUACUGACUCCGACACAUAUACCCCUUAGAGGAGAGUGGAUUUAUAUACUUUAUCUCUUAACUGCGGUACACUUGUACAACAUUGCAAACCUACACAUUUCAAAGAGGAGCUAGUUUUUCAAACUGACGGUCUAUUAAACUCAAAGGAUGAGUUGAUUUUUAAGCAUUUGCUAUUUGGUCAUACACAUAUAUACUAAUGAUGAUUUAGUACUGCACGAUAACUAAUUAUAAAGUGGUUUAAGUUGUCGCUUUUACAUUUGAAGAAGACUAUCCACGCUGUUUUGCUAAUUAUGUCAUAUGUAAAUAUUCAUUUAGUUUACAGUUCAAGCAAUCAGUGAAAUUUGCUGCGCCAACAAGGAAAAUCAAGAUAAAGCGAGGUAUGAUAAAUUCAUUAUAUUAUUAUAUUAUUAUGAAGUAUCUGCGACUGGCCAAUGAUGCGAACGAUGCGUUGUUAGUGGAUUAUCCAAUCCAGCCAGUGAAUAGUCAGACACGAGACGUUUUUGGAUGUACAGCCGAAUCGGGCGACCACUCUCAUAGCAUGUCAUAAGCGACUACAUAUUCAAAACACCAAAAUUUUCCCAGACAAAGCACCUGCACUGUUUGGAACCUCUUAACUAAUAAACCACUGAACGACCUCCCUUCAUAAGCCAUCGCGACCACUUUUUGCCCACUAUUUUUUUUGAAUUCUCGCUUUUUAAAACUUUAUCGCACUUAUUCCAUCUCGUCGUCAAGUAUUGGCAAAUUCUUCUGGUAAUAAAUUGUAAAGACUAUCUAAGUUCAGGGAAAGAAAAAGAAAGUCGUCGUAUUGUGUUUUCGUCCUCUAUAAAACGUGAAAUUAGCCACUAUCACGUCGUAGUCGUGUAGUGACGGCAAAGAGAUGUACGAAAAAGCGUGAUCCACGUGCUCAUUGAUUUUUUGAGGCCGCAGCGAGGGUUUCCAAAUGUGGCACUCAGGAAUAUGAAUAUUCAAGAGCACUAAACGCGAGUUACACGUUUCCAACCCCUUAUGAGUUUCUGUUGUAACUCAUAGGUAACCCAGGCUCUGUGUUAGGGCCACAGUAUGAUUCCAGUAAAUUUACAGUGUUUGUAUGGGGUAAAAAUACGAUCCUUUAAUUUGUAGGAAAUACUAAACAAAUAAAAGUCGAUGAAACUUACUCGACUUACUCUGCAGUUAGUUUCUGUUGUCCUUAAUGCUCUCACGACGUUUCGUGAUAAUUUUUCAAAUUCACCCUCCAUACAGUAACACCAAACUUUAAGGACAACAACUACUAACUGCAGAGUAAGUUUCAUUGGCUUUUAUUUAGGAUCGUAUUUUCACCCCAUACAAACAACACUGGGAUCUUACUGAGGCUACCACAGAAACUGGCUAUCUGUAACUCACAAGUCUUAUUUAUUCAGUGGAUACACUUAGUUGAGGGCAAGAAAUCUUGAUCUUCCCGUCACACCUUGGUAUUUGCUGUGGUCGCUUACGAUACUUAGGUUCGUCAGGGGCUCCUGGGUUCGUAAUGUUUUUUUUUACUGCAAUUGUUACUGCUUGGUGAUGGAGCAGCAUAUGACCGGCGAGUUUCAGCCCCACAGCUUAUCUGCGUCCGAAUACUAUUAAAAUAUGUCUAUCACAUCCAUUACCAGACUAGUACAUUGCCAAAUACAAACCCGCUGGUAGGCUUAGCAUUUCUCUGAGGAUCGAUCCCUUUUCGUUGUAGGUUCUACGGAUUAAUUGACAAACUCACUGAGAUGCUAUGUACAACUGAACUUGACUUGUCUUCUUUGGUAAGAAAAGAAUUUGAGACAUGCUUAAAUACGCGUACGUUCAACACAUGAAGUUCUCAUUAUUUAUUGACCUUGUUUCGUUGUUAGUCAUAACCGUUACAAUUUCCUCACAUUUGAUUGGUGCAUAAACAGCCUUAUUUUUCACCGACUAUUCUGUAGGAUUGUAAUCGGACAGUUGGCUGUAAUUGGACAGUUACACCAGCCAAUCACAUUUAGUGCAAUCGGUUAAAUCCACCAAUCACAGAAUUUAUCACAAUAACCGUAGCAAGAAAAUGCAAGAACCUCUUCCUUACAAAACUGGGGAUUUUCCAAAAUGGACGAAUUUAUAUGAUUUGUAACAUUAGACUCCUCGUGUUGUCCAGUUGAGUCUGUAAUCAUACUCGGGAUUAAACACUGCUAAUCUGGUAAUCACUCCUAUGAUUACAGCCGGAUUACAGACCGAAUUGGACUCUAUUAUUACCAUUACUUUACAAACUAAUUGUGACAAGUGAGUAAGACUGCCCGCCACGACUGACGUGGAUCUUACAAUCGUUAACCUACUGAAUCUCGGACGGAUGGAUAAAUACUUUCUUUUUUUCGCGUUUUCUAGAGGCGCUCUAUUACCGCUUGUUUGCUGACGCUCUCUUGUGAGAAUCUCGAAAAUCAAAAGACUCUUCUUCGUACAACUGGACUUCAGGUAAGUGAUAAUAUCCAAAUAGAAAAUACACAGACUAAUGUGCAUGCACUCCAACGACACUGCCUACAUGGAGCUAGUAUCAAAUUAGAAUUAAGAGAUGUCUUUAUCACGUAAGAGGGUAUAUAUUGUGGUUACUCUCCUGUUAAUUGUAGGAGCACUUGGCCUCAGUCUCUUUUGAAAACUGGAGUGCUUGGGAGGAGAAUGAAGCUGCUCAGUUGAUGAAGUUUCUUGGGCUUGAUCAGACAGGUGAGAAAUUUGAUAUAGGUGCAAUAAUUAUAUAAAUGUUCAUGUUGUGUAACCACACUAAAGAUUUUUCUAGCCUGUUCACAGAACCUCUAUUUUCUCUUCUCAGUCCGUCGAGCGCGCCUGAUAAAAAACAAAAAACCGCGGGGGAUUUAUUGACCGCCAGCGCAAGAGGGUAGGGGUGGGGGAAGACGAAAUUAGACGCUCUCCGCUCUCUCUUCUCUCUCCGCGCUCGUUCUCGCGCUCGCCGAUGUUUUGGAAAAGAACGAAAAGAAAAAUAAAACAACGUCUGUGAAAAGGCUACGAUUUUUCAAUCGCACUCAGUUGGAUUUCAGCAUCCCGCACUUUACAGUUUCUAAAUUUCUUAAGGUAAUUGCCAGACUAAACAGUCGGAAACAAGAGGAAUUAACGGGAUAAAAUAGAACGACACUGUUCGACUGGAAACGUUUCCAAUCGAAUCGAAGCGAUCCAUUGGCGUUUCGACCGAAAUUGAAAGACUGAAAAUGAAAGUUUAGGUGCGACUGAUCAAAGAGGACUAGCCUGCAAUUGAGCAAGCUCUCCCGGGGUGCUCUGGCGGCGGGGCAAAAAAUGAUGGAGAACCCCAGAAGAGCCUGCUCGCGGGUUAGAGGGGACCUUCAUUGGGGGUGGACCACUUUGACGGAAAAAUUUCAACGCGAACCGAAGCGUUCCAUUUAUUUCUCGAUGGAGUUUUGGCAUAAUGGAAAGCAGCCGUUGUCUUCUCGAGUCGGGAGCGGUUCUAUUUUCUUCAACCGUCCCAGAGUUUUCCAUGGUCAGCGAUAAUAUUAAUUCGCCACGGUAUUACACCCAGUCUGAUCAGACUAACUUCUGAUUGCAUGUUUUUUGAAAAUGUAGUUAAAAAAAUGGACGCGNUUUUCUUCAACCGUCCCAGAGUUUUCCAUGGUCAGCGAUAAUAUUAAUUCGCCACGGUAUUACACCCAGUCUGAUCAGACUAACUUCUGAUUGCAUGUUUUUUGAAAAUGUAGUUAAAAAAAUGGACGCGAAUUUACUGAAACCUACAAAAAAGACAAGACGGAAAAAAGCCCUCAAAUCAUACGUAACGAGCAAAGGAAAUAACAUCCGGGAGGAAAGGAAGGAAAAAGAAAAAAAAAGUGAUUUUUUGAACUCUCAGUUUUUAUAUUGGCUACUUUGGUGGUCUCUUUUAGCUGAUCAGAUAGUUGUGAGAAGAUAUGAAAUUUAUAAUAUUUGAACUGCGUAGUAGAGCGAAUUUAAAAAACACUGGAAUAAUCCUUGCAGUUCUUUUUACACAACCGAAGGUGCUAAAUCACGCCAUUUGUUACAUGUAUAUUAUUAAAAAGAUGAAACCUGUCUUUACAUCAAUUGAAAUCUAAACUCAAACUGUUUUCUGUCGUCUGUUAUAUUUACGGAUGGCAACUAAGUUCUCCCUGAAGAAAUUUGUUUGACAUCUUCAUAACUCUACAGGAGCUUUUUGUGUAUGGCCGGCGGUAAGCACCAAGUGCACAGAAUUCACCAAAGGCCUAGCUUGCAGUGCAGGCGUAUUUCGGGCGGGCGAAAGCUGCUUGGUUAUGUUCGUACUGUUGUAACCGCUAUCUUUGAUGUUAUGACGUAGGAAGAUUAGGUUGCCCAAUUUUCUCCUCUCUUUUCGAGUUUCAACAUUGCGCUUUCGGGAGCAAAACAUUCGCCCGCCCGAUGAAAACGCCUGCACUGCAGACUAUUAAAGGCCAGGUUCAGACGCUGAACUUUUCAGUCGAUGUAAUUUUAAAGCCGGAAAAUUUCCGUUUUUUCACAAGUGUAUCCACAGCUAGCAUUUGGGACACACAUUUGAGGUUCUUUCUGGUAUCUGGGAUAGUCGGAAAUGGUAAACUCUCUCGUCCCUCCCGAAUCAUUUCCAUUCCCGAUAUAUGAACUUACCAUCACACGGAACCGGACGAAUUUUGGACGGGUGGAAAAUUCGUGCGUUUCGGUGUUCCGUUCACCCCUUGACCGUACGAAAAUUUAGACGCAUAGCCGUUCAAAGGUCCGUGAACAGAGCCAAAACGGCUCCGUGUGAACGUAGUCAUAGCUUUUGAGUAGUAGCUCCAAAACCAUAAUUGAUAAACUACAACUGGAAUCCAAUUUCGAAAACCUCCUAAUAAUUCUAACCAAAACCCACUUCACUGCUAUAAUUUCACGUCCGAAUCAAAUUUCGUUCUCCUUGGAGAUUCGAAAAAUCAGGAUUCCACGUUUUAGUUUAACCUCCGUGAAAGGUGGUCGAAAGGGAGGCUACUUUGAAGGUCAUACGCAGACGGAGACUAUUUGUUUUCCAGAAUCAACCCUUCUACGGGAAAGCUGAAGCUUUUCCGGUCAUUAACCCGCCAUGAAAGAGGACCAAAAAAGCGGGAAAUAACCACAUCUUUUCUUUACAGUUGACAGGGGGUCCAGAUGGUCAAAGAUAAGAGCACCGGGUUCUAGACUUGCCGGGGAGGCAUACGCAUCUAGCAUUCCACAUAGCGACUGA
Messenger RNA from Porites evermanni, 6724 nucleotides. Lineage: Eukaryota; Metazoa; Cnidaria; Anthozoa; Scleractinia; Poritidae. The record is from the annotation of a GenBank genome assembly.